AUGAACACUGUCAAUGCAUCGACCGGAUACUCUCCCUUUCAGCUCAAGAGCGGCCACUCUCCUCGACUUAUCCCACCAUUCAUCCCAUCAACCCGGACGAAGGAAGAUCGUGAUGCUGGCGCGGUCAUGCAGCAGAUUGAACUGGACGUCAAGGACGCUCAGGACAAUCUCCUUGCGGCCAAGAUUCGCCAGGCGUAUCAUGCGAAUGAACAUCGAGCAGCCGAAGACGUUUUCGAGAAGGGAGACCGUGUUAUGUUGUCGACGGAGAAUCGGCGACGAGAGUACAAGCGGAAGGGGGCCAAACGUGUGGCUAAGUUCAUGCCACGAUGGGAUGGUCCCUAUAUUGUCGUCGACGCCUUCCCAGAGAAGUCUCAGUAUACUCUUCAGCUUCCCAACUCGCCGCGCACCUUCCCGGGAUUCCAUGCAUCCCUUCUCAAACGACAUAGGGCGAACAAUCCCGCUCUCUUUCCGGAUCGAGAGCUCAGUGGACCACGACCCAUCGUUACUGCGGAUGGUUGGGAGGAGUGGCCCAUUGAUAGAAUUGUGGAUGAGAGAAGGCGAGGGCGAGGAAAGCAGUAUAAGGUUCGAUGGUUGGGUGAAGGACCAGAAGAGGAGAGGUGGAUUUCGGGUGCAGAGAUGGCGCAGACAGAGGCACUCGAUGUCUGGGAGGCAAAGGAGGCAGAACGGCUUCGCGAGCAGUCUGAUUAAUUGUGUUACUUUUCUCAUUCUCAUUCUCAUUUUCUUCCUUCCUUCUUUCUUAUUUUUUCGGAACUAUACACUGAUCUCAGAGGGGGGGAGGGUGUAAGCCUGGCGGGCUCACAUAUUAUUCACCGGUAGUUACGCGAGACUUUCGUAGUACAAACAAGGACAAACAUUACAUUAAUUAUUCCUUUCCUGCGCCGCGGUCCUCCUUACCUUACGCUCUCUGACCGCAACGCAGGUACGCAUAUCAAUACUUACAUACAUACUUACCU
Stereum hirsutum FP-91666 SS1 is the source of this 974-nucleotide messenger RNA. RefSeq lists its product as uncharacterized. The record is from RefSeq and is a predicted model, not a curated record. The transcript has a single exon. Bases 14 to 805 code for a protein of 263 amino acids. Lineage: Eukaryota; Fungi; Basidiomycota; Agaricomycetes; Russulales; Stereaceae.